This is a messenger RNA of Zygosaccharomyces rouxii, 498 nucleotides long. RefSeq names its product ubiquitin-protein transferase activating protein PEX22 (gene PEX22). Lineage: Eukaryota; Fungi; Ascomycota; Saccharomycetes; Saccharomycetales; Saccharomycetaceae. Bases 1 to 498 code for a protein of 165 amino acids. The record is from RefSeq and is a predicted model, not a curated record. The transcript has a single exon.
AUGACACAGAGGAAAUCAAACGGAACCAUACGAUGGGUUCGAAUGGCAGGUACAGCUGCGAUCCUUGCAGUUGGUAUAGGAGCUGCCAUUUAUGCUUGGAGCCAAUCUUCGUCAUUAUCGCAGACAGAUGAUAAUCAGGGGAAAUCAGUUCAAAAGACCAAAGGACCUUCCAAAGCCAUUAUCAUUACAAAAUCUGUAGCUCAGGUGGAAGGAAUCGAUUGGAUCAAGCUGUUGCAAGAGGAUGUAGUCUUACUAGUGCCACCAGGAAUUCCAUUCUUGGAAGAUAGAGAUGAAGAAGAGUCACCCGCUCAUCGGUACAAGAUAAUACGUUGUGAUACUAUGAUAGGAUUGUGGUCUUGCGUUAAACAUUUACAAAAGGAACAGUUAUUAUAUGUGGAAGAGGAGAUUGCAGAUGGGUUGCCAAAUGAUCUUACUAGGUACGUUAAAGAGUUGGUCAACUGUAAGGAUUCAGAACAUUUGAAAGCAUCAUGUGUGUAA